GCAGGCCGCCGCCAUGUCGGCCAUGGCGGGCUCAGCAGCCGAGUGCCUGCGGGAGUGGGAGGAGCUGCAGGACGGCUUCCAGCGCAUCCAGGACAACCACAGGCUGUACAAGCAGAAGCUCGAGGAGUUAACCAAGCUGCAGGACGGGAUCUCCAGCUCCAUCGCACGACAGAAGAAGCGGCUGAAGGAGCUGGCGUUGUCCUUCAAGAAAUGCAAAGCCCACGCGAGCCCCGAGCAGCAGGAGACCAUCCAGGAGACCCAGAGCCUGAUAAAGGAGAGGCAGAACGUGUUCUUUGAGAUGGAGGCCUACCUGCCAAAGAAGAACGGGUUGUACCUGAGUCUGGUGCUCGGGAACGUGAACGUGACGCUGCUCAGCAAGCAGGCCAAGUUUGCCUAUAAAGACGAGUAUGAGAAGUUCAAGCUCUACCUCACCAUCAUCUUACUCAUUAUCUCUUCUUCCUGUCGGUUCCUCAUCAAUACCAGGGUGACAGACGCUGUCUUUAACUUCCUCCUGGUGUGGUACUACUGCACCCUCACCAUCCGGGAGAGCAUCCUGAUCAACAACGGAUCCAAAAUCAAAGGCUGGUGGGUUUUCCAUCACUACGUUUCCACCUUCCUCUCGGGGGUCAUGCUGACAUGGCCAGAUGGGCUCAUGUACCAGAUGUUCAGGAACCAGUUCCUCUCCUUCUCCAUGUACCAGAGCUUUGUGCAGUUCCUGCAGUACUACUACCAGAGCGGGUGCUUGUACCGGCUGCGAGCGCUGGGCGAGAGGCACAACAUGGAUCUGACUGUGGAGGGUUUCCAGUCCUGGAUGUGGAGAGGCCUCACAUUCCUGCUCCCCUUCCUCUUCUUCGGGCAUUUCUGGCAGCUCUACAAUGCAGUCACCCUCUUCCGGAUGCUCCAGCACCCAGAAUGCAAGGAGUGGCAGGUCCUCAUGUGCGGCCUCCCCUUCCUCAUCCUCUUCCUGGGCAACUUCUUCACCACCCUCCGCGUCGUGCACCAGAAGUUCCAUAACAAGAACAAGGACAUGAAGCAGGACUGAAGGGGGGCAGCUUGGGGGCCAGGACUGUUUCUCCCCACCAGCUCCAUCUCCCAUCCCUGUAUCUCCUCGUUGCCGUCCAGACUCUGGUGUCUCACCCCAUCCCUUGGGUGUGGGAUGGGAACAGACCGUGUGAUCUCUGC
Messenger RNA from Neopsephotus bourkii (Bourke's parrot), 1182 nucleotides. It is a transcript of the gene TMEM120A, whose product is annotated as transmembrane protein 120A. The transcript has 13 exons. Gene Ontology annotation, biological process: fat cell differentiation. Lineage: Eukaryota; Metazoa; Chordata; Aves; Psittaciformes; Psittacidae. Bases 14 to 1042 code for a protein of 342 amino acids. The record is from RefSeq and is a predicted model, not a curated record. Gene Ontology annotation, cellular component: membrane.